AGUAAAUAGAGAGUUUGGACAUAUAACUCUUUUGUCAAAACAGAAAAAUGACUUCGUGGGUCAAAACAAUUACCACUCCUUUUAGAAAAGCUCGUACUUUUUUCAAUAAUCAACAAUCACCAAGAGAUUCACCAAGGGAAAAGAAGUCACAAGAAGAAGGUUCAGAGAACCAUGUAGUAGAUUUGCAGGGUGAAGUAAUGGCUUGUGCAUAUGAAGAUGUUCAGGUGAUGUGGUCAAUUUUAGACAAGUCCAAAGCAAUCAGAACCUGNCCCCACCCCGAAAAAAAACCAAAAAUAUAUUGA
This is a messenger RNA of Nicotiana tabacum (common tobacco), 302 nucleotides long. RefSeq lists its product as uncharacterized. NCBI's taxonomy places the organism in Eukaryota, Viridiplantae, Streptophyta, Magnoliopsida, Solanales, Solanaceae. The record is from RefSeq and is a predicted model, not a curated record.